Messenger RNA from Chelmon rostratus (copperband butterflyfish), 1300 nucleotides. RefSeq names its product syntaxin-11-like. Gene Ontology annotation, cellular component: SNARE complex; presynaptic active zone membrane; plasma membrane. NCBI's taxonomy places the organism in Eukaryota, Metazoa, Chordata, Actinopteri, Chaetodontiformes, Chaetodontidae. Gene Ontology annotation, biological process: intracellular protein transport; exocytosis; synaptic vesicle fusion to presynaptic active zone membrane. The transcript is spliced from 2 exons. The record is from RefSeq and is a predicted model, not a curated record. The coding region runs from base 140 to 1036 and encodes 298 amino acids. Gene Ontology annotation, molecular function: SNAP receptor activity; SNARE binding.
CUGAGCACACACAGCAGACAGACGCCUUCCUUCAUCAGAAUAAAAAGAUGUGUUUCCCAAGCGGCUCGGACCCACUAAGUUAGCAUUGAGGAGAUUUACCUGCUCUCUGAUUUUGUUGGAGCCAGCCACGAGAGGCAGAAUGCGGGACAUGCUGGAAAGGCUGCAGGCCUUUAGUGAGGAGGAGGACUACGAGCCUGAGCUUUAUGGCUCUGAGUAUGAUGUAGACAAAGGGACUCUGUCUCAACAGGCAGUGGUGUUUGAGAACUCAGCUAUUGACAACAUCCUGGAGGAGGCCUACUCCAUACGCAAGGAGAUCUCCUUGUUACACUUGGAGGUGGAGCGUCUGAGCACCCAUAAUGAACGCUUUGGAACCUCUGUACGGCGCCUCACCCUUCUCAAAAAGGACUCUGACUCCAUUGCCAGGGGGAUCCAGCAACGUGGGGAAGCCCUGUACGCCCGCCUUCAGGCCCUGGGGGGAGAGAGCAGACAGCUGGAGGUAAAAGAAGGUCCUAACUCCACAGUUAGCCGCAUCGGACGAGUUCAGUAUGAUACACUGACCCAUGCCUUCCAUGCUGCCAUGAGUGACUACAAUAAGGCAGAGGAGAUGCAGAGGAAUACAUGUCGAGGGAGGAUCCAGAGGCAGGCCUCCAUACUAGGAACUGAAAUCACUGAUGAGCAGCUCGAUGAGAUGGUGCACAAAGGUGGUGAGGGAUGGAAUGAGCUGUCCCAGAGCCUGCAGACCCGAGGCGCACGCUCGUCCCGCUGGGCGAUGUGCGAGAUCCAAGGCAGACACAGGGAGCUAGUGGAGCUGGAGGCCAGGCUGAAGGAGGUGCAUGACCUGUUCCUGCAGAUGGCCAUGCUGGUAGAGCAGCAGGGAUCCAUGCUCAAUAACAUUGAGGCCAACGUGUGUGCCACUCAGGAAUAUGUUGAAAAAAUCAACGUUCACAUCAAGAAAGCCCUGAAGUACAAGAGGAAAAAUCCUUUCCUUCAAUGUUGCUCCUGUCUACCCUGUUGGAGACACAACCAAACUUUGUAGGGCGUAUUGACUCAUUCAGUUUUAUGGAUGAUUGAAAUAAACGUUUACCUGCAAAAAGUUAUGGACAGCUGAAAAGAACUGUUAUGCGAUGUGCUUAAUUCAUGGAAAAUCCAAACUUUACAGGCACAAUCAUUGUUCACUAUUAUUUAUAUAAGAGAAUUAAUCCAAUAAUGUGUGUUUGUGCAUAAGAGAAGUCUAUAUUUUACCCUGAUGUUUUAAAUUAAGGUGAAUCUGUAAAGCAGUGCACUGACAUACAAAAUAAAU